UCCCACGAAGCUCCCACCACGGAAGCUUUUUUGUGUGCGUGUGAGCGUGAGUGUGUGUGUGUAGGGGGGGGGUCAAGCAGCAAAAAAACACGUCUACACAUUGGAAUGUUUAUAAACGGAGUCAAAGAGAGAUUUUUGUCUAAAGUAAGGCGACUUUUUGCGCGGUGAUGUGUGCGGAUGUGAAGUACUGGUCAACAACGCUGGUCAAGCCAAACCGGACAGAAACGAGGCGCUGAGGGGGAUCCGAGUUCGCCGGCGUCAAGUUUGACAAGGAAGGGGACGGGGGGGAACUUUUGCAACAACAAAAAAAACAACAAAAGACGAAGGAAUUCUGUUAACUUGUCGCUUUGCAGGAGCAUCUCUAAACCAUGGCGAAAAAGUAUGAUUUUCUCUUCAAGUUGCUGCUGAUUGGGGACAGCGGAGUCGGGAAAACAUGUCUGAUCAUUCGCUUUGCUGAGGACAAUUUCAACUCCACUUACAUCUCAACUAUCGGCAUCGACUUUAAAGUUAAAACUAUUGACGUGGACGGAAAGAAAGUAAAACUGCAAGUAUGGGACACGGCGGGCCAAGAGCGCUUUAAGACCAUCACCACGGCCUACUACAGAGGAGCCAUGGGCAUCAUCCUGGUCUACGACAUCACAGACGAGAAAUCCUUUGAAAACAUCCAGAACUGGAUGAAGAGCAUCAAAGAAAAUGCAUCAGCAGGGGUGAGUCGAAUGUUGCUCGGUAAUAAGUGUGACAUUGAAGCCAAGCGCAAAGUUACCAAGGAGACAGGAGAAAAGCUGGCUAAGGAUCACGGCAUCAAGUUCUUUGAAACCAGCGCCAAGUCUAGUAUUAACGUUGAGGAGUCCUUUCUGUCAUUGGCAAGAGACAUACUUCACAAAUCCAGCAAGAAACCUGCUCCCACAGGCCGUGAGGUGAAGAUCACCAGCAGCACAGAGAAAAAAACUUCCAAAUGUGCUCUUCUCUAGACACGGAAAAACACACAAACACACACUCACUGUGCCAGUUUCCCUUCAUCUUAACAGGACACAUGAUUAUGAAUCUGACACACAACAAGUCUUAGGUCUCCAUCUGGUGGCGCACCCUUCGCCAAUAUGUAUGGCACAUUUCUUGAUCUUUGUGGUGUCUCCACACAAGUGCAUUGGAUUCCAUUUCCCAACUUCAAACUGUAGGUGUCGAAUCAUUUCAGCGAGGAUUUUCAAUCCAUUCCACUCAUUUCUACUUGUGGCCAGUGCAGUAUGUUUUCACACCACAUCACCAAAUGCCGAAAGAGAGAACAAGUGAGUGUUUGUGAGACGCGAUUGUGCUAUCUUUAAGACGCUCCCAACGUGACCUCCAACACGCUCUACUAUCUGUUAGUCUCGGUUACUCUCGCUAUGAGCCUUGAGCAUUUCAUUCAUUCAUUCAUUUGUUACAUGUUUAGAAUCAAGCACAGGUAGCACAUGGACACAAGACAUCAAGAAACUAAAUAUGUGGAAAAAGUAAACGUUACAUGAAGAGACUGGUUACGUGGAUGUUUGAGGCAGUCACAAGUGCAAUAUUGAAGAUGUGAGGAGAUAAGAUGGAUGAAGCAAGUAAAUGAGUCAGAUGUGAGAUUUGUGAGACCGUCUGGGGAAUUUCCUGUUCACUCAAAAGGACUAUAAAGUACAGUACAGCACCUCACCGUUUGGUUCCCUGCUAAAACACAUCCUGCAUCUUGGUAGGAUUCACUCUGCCGCUGUUGGUUUGUGGCCACACUUGUUGCAUUAAAAAAAAAAAAAAAAC
Syngnathoides biaculeatus (alligator pipefish) is the source of this 1767-nucleotide messenger RNA. RefSeq names its product RAB13, member RAS oncogene family (gene rab13). NCBI's taxonomy places the organism in Eukaryota, Metazoa, Chordata, Actinopteri, Syngnathiformes, Syngnathidae. The transcript has 8 exons. Gene Ontology annotation, molecular function: GTPase activity; GTP binding. Gene Ontology annotation, cellular component: synaptic vesicle; trans-Golgi network transport vesicle; plasma membrane. The coding region runs from base 369 to 971 and encodes 200 amino acids. The record is from RefSeq and is a predicted model, not a curated record. Gene Ontology annotation, biological process: Golgi vesicle fusion to target membrane; protein secretion; regulation of exocytosis.